UUCCAAACUCUACAAAAUGAGAAGGCCCGAUCUAACUACGGCCGAGAGAAACACGAUUGUGCAGUUUCUUCUUCACAACUCCAACAACGGGAAGCCAAAAAGAGGGAAGAUCCAAGAAGCUAUCAUCAAGUUUGGGUGCUCUCGACGAACCGUGAGACGACUAUGGGCUGCAGCAAGAAAACAAUAUGACAAUGGUGAGCAUAUGAAUUCAGUAAGCACAAAAAUUCAAAAACCAAGAAGAAAAAGAGUGCAAAUUGACUUAGAGCUCAUAUCAAGCUUGGAGUUGAGCAAGAGAAGCACAAUUAGAAGGCUUGCUGUUGGAAUAAAUUGCAGUAAAAGCACAGUCGGGAGAUGGGUUAACAAAGGUUUGAUCAGAGCUCACACUAGUGCAAUUAAACCUGACUUAACUGCUCCUAACAAGCUGUUACGUUUGAGAUUCAGCCUCGAAGCCAUCGAAUAUGAUAGAAUCCUCAAGAUUCUUCAAUUCAAAAGCAUGCACAACACAGUGCAUAUCGAUGAGAAGUGGUUUUACAUAACCAAAACUUCUCAAAGGUUUUAUUUAACCCCCGAGGAGGCUGAACCGCACAGAACUUGCAAAUCGAAAAAAUUCAUCACAAAAGUGAUGUUCAUCUGCGCUGUGUGCAGACCCAUCUUUGCACCAGAUGGGAGUGUGUUGUUUGAUGGUAAAAUUGGGAUUUUCCCAUUCACAGAGAUGGUUCCAGCACAAAGGAAGAGCAAGAACAGGGAGGCAGGCACUUUAGAGCAAAAGCCGAUUCAGUCCAUAACAAAGGAAGUAAUCAAAGACUUCAUACUCAGGAAGAUCAUACCAGCCAUCAAGCAAAAAUGGCCAGCAUUUGCUAGUAAAGUUAUCUUUAUUCAACAAGACAAUGCACGACCACACAUCAAAGACAAUGAUCCUCAAUUUAGAGAGGCAGCAAGUGCAGAUGGGUUUGAUAUAAGGAUAGUAAAUCAGCCUCCAAAUUCUCCAGACACAAACAUCAACGACUUAGGAUGGUUUAGAGCCAUUCAAAGCUUACAAAACGAAACAGCUUGCAACAAUGUGGAUUCAUUAGUGAAGGCAGUUGAGAAAUCAUUUGAAGAGUUAUCUCCAACAACACUCAAUAACGUCUUCUUAAGCUUACAAGGAUGCAUGGUGGAGAUAAUGAAGGUAAAGGGCCAGAAUUCUUACAAAAUUCCUCACAUGAAGAAAGGGGCUCUAAUUAGGGCUAAUCAACUUCCAUUGAAUUUGGAAGUUCCAGCCGAGUUGGUAAGGGAAUGCAUUUCCUACCUAAUGGAACAGGGCAUUGUUGAUGGAAUGUACCAUCUAAUGAAUAAGUUACGCAUAGCAAACUACUCAUUAGAUGGCAUUGAAUACCUAAUGAAUAACUUAGGUAUUCAACAGCCACCAAUGCUAUAUUAGACUAGUAUGUGAAGCUUUUUGUGAACCUCUAUGCUUUUGCUAGAUUAGACUAGUAUGUGAAGUUAUUUUGUGAACCUCUAUGCUUUUGCUAAGGCCAAACAUGAAUGAAUAUUUUGUUUUAUCA
This is a messenger RNA of Salvia miltiorrhiza (redroot sage), 1544 nucleotides long. RefSeq lists its product as uncharacterized. The record is from RefSeq and is a predicted model, not a curated record. The transcript is spliced from 2 exons. The coding region runs from base 17 to 1420 and encodes 467 amino acids. Gene Ontology annotation, molecular function: nucleic acid binding. NCBI's taxonomy places the organism in Eukaryota, Viridiplantae, Streptophyta, Magnoliopsida, Lamiales, Lamiaceae.